This is a messenger RNA of Sitophilus oryzae (rice weevil), 648 nucleotides long. It is a transcript of the gene mRpL51, whose product is annotated as 39S ribosomal protein L51, mitochondrial. Gene Ontology annotation, cellular component: mitochondrial large ribosomal subunit. Gene Ontology annotation, biological process: translation. The coding region runs from base 100 to 594 and encodes 164 amino acids. The record is from RefSeq and is a predicted model, not a curated record. Lineage: Eukaryota; Metazoa; Arthropoda; Insecta; Coleoptera; Curculionidae. Gene Ontology annotation, molecular function: structural constituent of ribosome. The transcript has 2 exons.
CAGAAUUUUGACAUCCGGCUCUAACCUCACUUUAUUACGUUUAAAAAUAAAUAUGAAAUAAAUAUUUUUAGGAAAACCUUCUUAAAAUAGUAUAAAAUCAUGUCAUUAACAACAAAUUUAGUUAAAACUUGUCUAAACACAAUUAAAAUUUGGACGCCAAACGUGAUACCCGUACGUUUCAGAUAUCAUUCCGAAAAAGUCGCACGGGGACGACUCGUAAGAAGGUAUGGAUACAAGGAAGACGUAGAUCGUAAAGGAUUACUGCCCAGAUUAGAAGAUGCGAAAAAGCUACCGAUGCCUAUUUACAGGCCUAAGGAUGCCUGGAGCGAAAAACGAGCACUGUUUGGUCAAAAUGAUUAUAUCGAUAUCUUAGGUAAUGAAAAACUACAUCCUACUAAAAUCCUCUACAAUAUGCCACCAUGGCUGAGAGGCGUUGGCGGUAACGAAAUGCAAGUGAUGAUUCGGAAAAGGAAAAUGUUGGGAAAAACAAUUUAUCCUACGGCUAGACCGACAAAAUGGUAUCAGCUCGAGAAACGCAUUCAGUAUCUCUAUAGGUUUAUGAAUAGGAAAACGAAAACAGGGUAUUCGAAAUAAUAAUGUACAUAAAAAUAGUUUUAGUUAAAGAAAUAAAAAUUAAUAUUAACUUAA